CAGGUGAGAGCGAGGUAACGUUGUGAGAAGCAGCGACCAAGAACAAUUGAUAAGAUGUUCCCAUUGUUUACUUUCGACCUUUACCUGGGCGCCUGCAGCCUGCUGAUGUUGAUGUAACGUUGGAUUUUAACUUGUCGCCGCCUCAAUAUGGGAAAGAAUAAGAAAGAUUACCAAGUCGAUGGGAUGGAGUCCUAUCGAUACAGCAGUAACUCCAGUGAUAGUUCUUCGAGUAGCAGCAGCAGUGUCUCUGGGUCGAGUGACAGUGAAGACAGUACCAACAGUGAAAGGGAAAGAAAAAGAAAGCGAGUGAAAAAGAAAAGCUCCAAACUUAAGAAAGAGAAAAGAAUAAAAAAAACUACAAGUGGUGUAAGUGAUGAUGAGGAAACAGAAUAUGAUGAUAGAGAGAAAAGGAAGAGACUGAAACAUUCAAAACACAAAGGUGAAACUGAUGAAAAGUACACAGACAAUUAUGAUACAAGAGAUGAUCGAAAGCACCGUAGCAGUCGUAAGCACAAACACCACCGCAAACACAAGCACAAGCAUCGACACCAUCGACAUCAUCGCAGUGAAGAACAGCAAGAGAGGAGAAGGGAAGGAUCUGUAGAUAAAACUGAAAUAAGAAGAGGAAGAGAUGGUGAAGAAAGAAAAUAUAAAGAUAGACUUGAAUAUGAAAAAUCAGAUAGGGAGAGGAGAAUGGAGAGAGAUACUGAUAGAAAGGAUAAGAGAGAAGAAAGAAAGCAGAAAGAGAGAUAUGAAAGCAGGCAGAUCAAAAGCAAAUGGGAUGAAGAAGAGGACACUCAGUAUGAUGCUAACAAGCGAAUCAAAGUAGAAUCAGAUAUGGAUGAAGAUAAUGGAAGGGAUCAGACUAGCAGGAGAUCAGAUGAUGAUCACAGACCACAUAAAAUUCGAAAAGACACCCAAAGAGAUCGCCAAGAGACAGAUGGAGAUCAGAUGUCUGAGAAUGGCCGGCCAGCUUGGGGAACAAGAAAUAAUAUAAAGAAAGAGAAUUUAACAUCGGAAGAGGAAAAGCAGAAGCCGAAUUUGGGACUUUCUGGUAAGCUGGCUGAAGAUGCUAACACUUUUAAUGGUGUUGUCAUAAAAUACUCCCAACCACCUGAGGCCAGGAAGCCUAAACGACGAUGGAGAUGGUAUAUUUUCAAAGGUGAAGAAGAUCUCCCAUUUCUUCCACUACACCGUCAGAGUGCGUACCUUAUUGGCCGUGAUCGCAAAGUAGCAGAUAUUCCAACAGACCACCCAUCCUGCUCCAAACAACAUGCCGUCCUGCAGUACCGACUUGUCUCGUAUAACAGAGAAGAUGGAACUAAAGGUCGAACUGUCAAGCCAUAUAUUUUAGACCUUGAAUCGGCCAAUGGGACAUACGUCAAUAAUCGCAGAAUUGACUCCCGUAGAUUUGUGGAGUUGCUAGAAAAGGAUGUUGUAAAAUUUGGUUACAGCUCUAGAGAAUAUAUUUUGCUGCAUGAGGGAUCAAGAGGAGAUGAUGAAAAUGAUCCAGAUAUGGGUGUGGAGCUUAGUCCUGUCUCCCUUCUCAGAAGCAAGUAGAUGGACUAAAAAAUUAUAGUUUGAUCCUGAAAGUUGAAGAACCAUAUGUAUACAGUAUAUUGAAAAUGCUUAUAUGUUUCAUACAAAAUUGUUUGUAAUCUUGUUUUCUAUCCUGUCAGUGUUAUAAUAAUACAGUACUGUAUAUGUGAAACACUUAGCAUUUUAUCAUUUAUUACGAAGACAAUUGUAGAAGGAAAAAACAGUUUUGCAAGAGAUACAUUAAAAAAAGCACUUCCAACUUUUACUCAGGUACACAAAUGAUAGGACCCACACCAUUGAAUGGUGGUAAUGGAUUUUCAUGCAGUGACUUGCUUAUUUAGGAUGAGGAUACAAAUUUAGAUAACAAAUAGAUACACAUUUAAAAAAUAUGUAUCUAUUUUUUCAUGCAAUAGAUACAUGUGUGUGUGUGUCUGUGUCUAUUUAUAUAUAUAUAUGUUUUUUGAAUGUACAGUAUAUAUAUAAUAUGUAAGUCAUACCUAAUAGCUAAAAACCACACUACUUUGCCUAGUUAACAAGGCCUGGUUUGCCUAACAGCCAGAGUGAUUUUGCUUAUAUUGAAAUGUUUUUCUAAAUUAGUUCACCCAUAAUAUUAUACAGUAUAGGUAACAUAACUGCUAUUUUUAUGUUUGCCUGUAAUCAGAAAUAAUUGGCAAAUUUAGUAUUGGUCAGGGAUUCUGUUAAUUUUGACUCUAAAAUAAAAAUUCUAAUGUA
This is a messenger RNA of Procambarus clarkii (red swamp crayfish), 2271 nucleotides long. RefSeq lists its product as uncharacterized. The record is from RefSeq and is a predicted model, not a curated record. Gene Ontology annotation, biological process: miRNA processing. NCBI's taxonomy places the organism in Eukaryota, Metazoa, Arthropoda, Malacostraca, Decapoda, Cambaridae. Gene Ontology annotation, cellular component: nucleus. Gene Ontology annotation, molecular function: protein binding; mRNA binding.